ACAAAAACUACACUCAUUGCAAAAAAGAAAAACACAACAAACACAAAUAACCUAAACACACAAUAACAAAAUAGUUGUAAAACAACAAAAAAAACUGUGAGAAAAAAAGCAUCAACCACUUAUACACAAAACAGAGAAAUAAACGCAAACAAAGCAAAAUGUCAUAACGAUUCUAUGAGAAUGUGUGAGUGUUAACAUUUUUGUGGAUGAUAAAGCAAGCAAAAACAACAAGACAACAAGUAAACGAAUGUAGUGAAAAAAAGCGGCGUCAGUGGAUUUAAUUUGUUGAGUGUGUGUAGAGCGAAAAAAAGCAAUGAUUGUUAAGAAGAAAUUAAACAAAAUUUAUUAUUAAAAAAUUAAUGGAAAAAAGCAGAAAAUAUUUAUACAUAUGUAUGAAUUAUUUAAAAAGAAAAUUGAAUUAUACAAGUAAAAGAAAACAACAAAGAAAUUAAUAAUACAAAAAAUUAUUGUACAGUGUUAAAGAAAGAAACAAAGAAAAUUAGUGUUAAGUGCUGUGAAGAAAUAAAGACAACAAAAUGAUCAACACUUUGCUGGAGCAUGUGCCCAUCAAAAUGGAAGUCAAAGACAUUGAUGAAGAGGCCACAGAUAAUGCAGCAAAUGAGGCAACUGGCUUAGAAAUGGCUAAUGAUGAUGAAGAAAUUGAUGAGACCGAUGAAGAGCUAGACGACGAUGAUGAUGAGGAAGACGAAGAAGAUGAGGAGGAAGAGGAUGAAGAAGAGUCUGAAACAGAAACUGAUGCCCUGGAAAUUGAACAAGAGGCUACCAUGUUAAUAAGCAGUGAUGAAGAAGCCGAACUGGAGGCUCAAAGAAUACGUUUUCCCGAUAAAAUGGCCGUCAAAAAAUUGCGUCGCGACUCCCUUAAAUCUUCACGCAGCUCCUCCAGAAAUAGCCAAAAUAGUAAUUCAUCUUCCACUAAAUCGUCCAAGCCUCAAAAUACAGCCGAAGUUGUUGCUUUAAAAGACACCAGGGAGGAAACAGACAAGAAACAAAGAAUUUCACCUCGCCUUAAGCUUAUGGAGAAAAAUACAUCUGUGGAGAGCUUGCAAAAAGAGAACAACAAUAACACAAAUACACAAACGAAAAAGAAAACGGAGCACAAAAAAUUGGAAAAUAACAAAAACAAACAGCAAGAGACAAGCAAAUGUUUGGACAACAAUAAAUCUACUGAGAGCAACAACAAAAACUUGGAAAAUAAUCGUAAUAUCGAAAAUUUACGCAAAUCUCCUGCCAAUGUUCCAUCUCAGGCCUCAAAGAGUCGCCGAGGCAGUAAUAAUUCCACUUGCAGUGUAGCCUCUACGGUGGCCUCGGAUUCUGCCGAAACCGAAUCCUGUGGCAAUAUUUAUGUCUUCAAUUUGCAACAGAAACUUAUAUUCAAUUGUGAAUUUUGCGAUUUGAAAUAUGGGGAUUUGGAGAAUUUUGGACGUCAUCUGCAUGAGGCCCACAAACUCUUCAGUUUCGAUGAAGAUCCUGAAAAGGAAAAUGCUCCUCGGAAUUUGCGCAAAAGCAAUCGUAUGUCUAAUUCAAAUAAUGCGCCCAAAAAUGCCGCCAAUGUAAAAAAAGAACCCCUACAAUGUCUAGAUGCGUUGGCCGAACCACCACCUGUUGUUGCUUUGCCGCUUUCCGUUUUGGCUGAGCCUUUAGAAUCAUGUGGCAAUGUUUUUAUGUUGAAUCAUCGUAAAUUGUUUUUGGUGUGUGGCUACUGUGAGUGUAAAUACGCCAAUUUGGAUUUGUUUGAGAAACAUUUAAGGCAACAGCAUCGUAUUUUUGAGGGUUGUCGCAAUGAGGUGAAUGUGGUGCCCAAGGUGGAGAUCAAACAGGAAAUGUUUGUUAUUACGGAAGUGUUGGGGCAACAGGAUCAUAUAGCUCCCCAAGCUAUGGUCAGUAUACCAGCAGAAAUUCCUUUAGAUAUAAGUAUUUCACCAGAAAAUGAGGCAGCCACAAUAGCGGCUUUAAAUGAAACAAUGGAAAUGGAAGAAGAUGUCCUUGAAGAGCAGCCAACAUCAUCAUCCUGUGCUAAGGCAGACAAUGGCUUGGUUUCUACUUUACUUAAGGAACCAUUAGCAAAGGAUGCUAUAACAAAUGAACAUUCUAAACCAAAAGAUAGUGAAAAUUUGUUAGAAGCUAUGGAGGUGGAGAAACCUGUUGCUGUUAAGAAACCGAGAAAUAAAAGACGUUCGUCUCCUGUUAAACCUUUAGCUUCGCCUAAUAAACGUCCUAAAAGAAAUACCAGGAAUAAAACAAAAGUUCAAGAGGAGACCACUCCCACAAUUGUAGAACCUAAUGUCGCUGAACAAAUUGCUCCCACAGAAACAACUCAACUUAUGGAAACAGAAAAUAUCAAUGUAACUAUAAAAUCUGCAGACACUAAACCUAACAUAUCAAAGGAAUCUACCGAAGAAUCUACCGAAAAAUCUUCAGAUACUAUAGAACCACAGACAACCACAACUCCAGACAAAGCUGCUGAAACUGAGAAAGUAAUUGUUCAAGAAACGACAGAAACUAAAGAAAUCAAAAAGCCCACAAAAACGAAGAAAACAACUUCUACAGAAACGACAGCAACCAGGAAGUCUAUAUCAACAGAAUCGAUAGAAAACAAGAAACCCACAAAAUCUGCGGAAUCUAAGCAGAUAACACCUCUAGAAACGAUAGAUACCAUUAAUACCACAAAAACGGCAGAAUUUAAGAAAGCUACUUCUCCUGAAGUAGUAACAGAAACCAAGAAACCUAUAAAAUCGGCAGAACCUAAAAAAUCCAAUCCUAAACAAACGACAGAAACUAAGGAAAUCAAAACUCCCACAAAAGCUGAAGAAUCCAAGAAACCAACAACUAUCGAAACAAUAGAAAUACAAGAAACCAAGAAUCUUAGAAAAACUGCAGAAUCCAAGAAAGUAACACCUAUAGAAACAACAGAAAUCAAGAAGUCUACAAAACCUACAGCAUCCAUGAAAGUAACAUCUACAAAAACAACAGAAACUACAGAAACCACGAAGGCUACAAAAACUGUAGGAUCCAAGAAACCAACAGCAGCUCCAGAAACUAAAGAAGCCCGAAAAUCAGUAGAAAUAAAUGAAUCAACACCUGCAGUAAUCCCGGAAACUAAAGAAAGCGCAAUAUCUAUAAAAUCGGCGGAAACAAAGGAACCAACAAUUGCUGUAGUAAGUUCAGAAACUAAAGUAAACAGAGUAACAAUAAAAGCACAAGAAUACAACAAACCAAUAGCACAAGAAACGGAAGCAACUAAAGAAACCAGAAAAACUACAAAAACACAAGAAUUAACAACUCCAGAAAUAAAAGAAAACAGAAAAUCAACAAAAUUAGAAGCAAACGAACCAACAAUAAUUCCAGAAGAAACAGCAGAAGCUAUAACAGAAACUGAAACGAAUAGCUUGACAACACAGGAACUCUUGGAAACCCAAACACCUACAAAAGCUGAAGCAAGAAAACCUAAACAAACUAAGAAAGGCAGAAAAUCAACAACUAAAGCUCCUAGAAAAUCCACAGAAACUAAAAAGCCAACCAAGCUGGAAACACCAGACUCGGAAAUUGAACCGGAAUCUAGUGAAACCGAAAUGCAGUGUAACGAAUGCGACAAGAAAUUUGCGCGACGCGAAAGUUUGAAAAUACACAAACGCGUACAUACCGGCGAGAAGCCGUUCGUUUGCGAUAUUUGCCAAAAAACUUUCCGGGCCAAACAAAAUCUCACCAUGCACAAAAAGUUUCACAUGGGCGAUGCUUCCAAAACCUUUGAAUGUGAACACUGUGACAAGAAGUUUAUGCGCAACACCGAUCUCAAGGUGCACAUGAGAACGCAUACGGGUGAGAAGAAAUUCAAGUGUGGCAUCUGUUUGCAAGGUUACGCCUCGAAAGUCAAUGUACAGACUCACAUAGAGAGAGAUCAUUUGUCGGCGGAUGGGGUAGUGGGCACACCACCCCGUGGCAAAAAGAAAUCAGGGCCCAAUUUCAAGGUCUUAAGGGAAGAGCUGGAGUAUCAGAAGAAAAUCAUCGAAGAAUUGCAAAAAGCCAAAAAGGAAAAAGAAAUCAUCACACCAACUUUACAGCCAACAACACCACCACCACCCCCCUCGCCCGUGGAGCAGUUAACAGCAGAAACGCUACAACACUAUGCAGAGGAGGACAGUGACAUGCAAGAUCUCAAUGCUGAUCCGGUUAAUGAUAUAAUUGAACAGAUACAAAAUGAAAUUUUACUAAGCGAACAAGAACGCCAACAAGAAAAUGUUCAAGCCAACUCGGUAACCUUCACCAUAAACACUGUGCCCGACAGUAAUGAAGCAUUAAAGCUGCACAACAAUGCUAACACCAGCACAAACUCAAUUGUUCUAGAGUCACAAGCCAAUGAACUGUUAAAUUCUCCCGUAGACAUUAAACCUACGCUGUUGCAAGUUGUUAAGCGUUAUGUCUGCGAUCAGUGUAAUCGUACGUUCAAGAAACACAUACGCCUAGUGGAACAUCUACGUGUGCAUACGGGCGAGAAACCGUUUGGUUGCGAUGAAUGCGGCAAACAGUUUCGCAUACGCAUGCGUCUGAACGAACACAAACUACGACAUUCCAAAGACAAGAAAUUUAAAUGUGAAAUCUGUGGUUUAGGCUGUUGCACCAAGCAGGACUUGAACUUACACAUGCGUCAUCACACCAAUGACAGGCGUUUCCAAUGCUCCAUGUGUCCCAAGGCAUUUGUGCGUAGCUCCGAUUUGAAGACACAUGUACGUGUACACACCGGCGAAAAGCCGUAUGUCUGCGACAUAUGCCACAAAUGUUUCCGGGCCAAUCCAAAUCUCAUCGUACACAAAAAGUCACACAUGGGAGAGGCCUCCAAAACCUUUCAAUGUGAACACUGUGAUAAGAAGUUUAUGCGCAACAUUGAUCGCAAAGUACACAUGCGAUCACACACAGGUGAGAAGCCCUACAAAUGUGAGAUCUGUCAACGUGGCUAUUCUUCGAAAUUCAAUGUGCGAGCUCACAUAGAAAGAGAUCAUAUAUCGGCCAAUGGCAUGGGCACACCACCCAAGGGUAAAAAGAAACCAGGACCCAAACCCAAGAGUUUAAAGGCAGAAUUGGAGAAACAAAAGAAACUCAUAGAGGAAUUGCAACAUCAACUGUUGCAGCAGAUAAAAACCGACGAAAAGAUCAUACCCUCCGAAGAAGAAAUCUUACCACACGACACUUUACAAGAUUGCACCAUAACAGCCUCCUCGCCGCUUGUCAGCAGCAGCAGCAAUGAUCCCAUACAAAAUGCUUACGAUUUGCUGAAAAAACUGAAAUCAGCUACAACUACCUCCAAACCCUUAACUAUAAUUCCAUCGCCUCCUCCAAUGGCAGAGCCAGCCUCAAAUCCCUUUACAAAAGCCAAAAAGGCCUGCUCCACUUUACUACCUCUGACCAUAACUCAAAAAAUUGAACAACACUCACCGGUGCCCUCCACCUCAUCAAGUACUUCGCUAUCAUGUCUAACAACACCCUCACCGCCCAAGACCACAGCCACCAAGGUGGUGUCACAAAAGACUUCGCUGGGCAUACAACAAGUAUCGGUGACCGUAUCCAUGCAGGUGGAAAAUGUAACAGCAGCCAGUUCCCCCACCACCCCCGAGAAAGAGAAUGCUGGCAUUUUGACAACAAGCUCGAGCGGCGGCGCAACAACGACAAUGACUAGUGUUAAGAAGGAACGGAAAAUAACUAGUUAUUUUACGGUGGUGGGUCAAAAGGCAGAUGCUUAAUUGUAGAAUAGUGAAAGCUAGCAGGGCAAGGAAGAGAAAGGCAGUAAUUAAAGCAGAUUUGUAAGGUAA
Messenger RNA from Calliphora vicina (urban bluebottle blowfly), 5822 nucleotides. It is a transcript of the gene Phs, whose product is annotated as Phaser. The transcript is spliced from 2 exons. Gene Ontology annotation, molecular function: RNA polymerase II cis-regulatory region sequence-specific DNA binding; DNA-binding transcription factor activity, RNA polymerase II-specific. NCBI's taxonomy places the organism in Eukaryota, Metazoa, Arthropoda, Insecta, Diptera, Calliphoridae. Gene Ontology annotation, biological process: regulation of DNA-templated transcription. The record is from RefSeq and is a predicted model, not a curated record. Bases 537 to 5753 code for a protein of 1738 amino acids.